UAUAGGCAAUAGUUCUUAAAAUUCUUGAUUGAUUCCAUUGAGAAGGACAUGACCACCUAGUAUCAACCGUUUAUUCUUGCCGGCAUAACUCAUUGUGAAAUCCGCCAAUCCUUAAAUAACUUACCUCAAACAUCCUAUGAACAUUGACAUCUCCUCCUUGUUCUGCAAUUUUUUACCCAUCUCCAUCAAUGCUUCUAUUAUCCAAAAUGAAUCGAAUCCCCACUUGGGUACUCUUGAUUUCGUUCUAUCUCCUCCUCCAGACGACAAAAUCCGAGACAGAGGAGGUCAAGAGCUCCCUGAUCAAGUUUUUCGGAAAGCUAUCCAACAUGAACAGCCCACCUGAACCGGCUUGGGGUUGGAACCUAUCCUCUGAUCCAUGCAGGGACCAGUGGAUGGGUAUAGGCUGCGAUAUUGGGAAUGUCACUGUGAAGAAGAUCACUCUCGACAGCUUCAAUUUUUCCGGAACUCUUGAUGCAAAUGCUCUCUGUGACGUGCAAUCUCUUGCCCUGUCUCUCACUAGUUUAAGUAUCAGUGACAACAAAAUUUUUGGAGAGAUCUUAGAUGCUAUUGGGAACUGCAGACAACUCACUCACUUGUAUAUCAGUGGAAACCAGUUCUCUGGUAGCCUUCCCAGCUCAGUUUCCAGAUUAGUUAAUCUGAAAAAACUAGAUUUAUCGAACAAUAAUUUGGCUGGUGAUUUGCCUGAUCUAACCGGGAUAUCCGGUUUGACAGAGUUCUCUGCUCAAAAAAAUCAUUUCACUGGGGCUAUUCCGGAUUUCGAAUUCUCCAACCUUUUCCAGUUCAAUGUCUCCUUCAACAAUUUCAGUGGUCCUAUACCUAGUGGGGCUAGUCGUUUCCCGGUGAGCAGCUUCACUGGGAAUACUGAAUUGUGUGGAGAUCCACUGCCUGAGAAAUGCCCACCAUUACACACAGAAUCUGAAGAGACAAAGAAGUCUAAAGGUGUCUCUAGUGUGCAGGUUCUGAUGUUCUCAGGCUACUUUCUUAUAGGUCUUGUUAUUGUCCUCCUCAUCCUUUUCAGGGUGUGUAGAAAAAAGAAGACAGAAGGAGAGAACGAUGAUUCAGAUUACAAAGUAGCAUCAUUUGAUGAUAGCAUCAACAAGUCUAGUUUCACUACAAUUGAGUACAAAACAGACUUGAGCAAAUCAGAAAUUUUGGCUGCCUCAGCUGAUCAAAGUGCAUUGAUGUCCUCGUCGCUGAUAGUUCUCACGAGUCCGGUGGUGAAUGGGUUGAGAUUUGAGGACUUGCUGAAGGCUCCUGCUGAGUUGCUUGGGAGGGGAAAGCAUGGUAGUGUCUAUAAGGUUAUCUGUGAGGAAGAGGUGGCUCUGGCUGUCAAGAGGAUCAAGAAUUGGGGUAUUUCCAGCGAUGAUUUCAAGACGAGAAUGAGGAGGUUGGACCAAGUGAAGCAUCCCAAUGUAUUGCCAGCCGUGGCCUUUUAUUGUUCAAGGCAAGAGAAGCUUCUGGUCUAUGAAUAUCAGCAGAAUGGCAGUCUCUUGAGGCUUCUUCAUGGAACAAAAUUAGGCCAACCAUUUGACUGGAGCAGCAGGCUUGGUAUUGCAGCUUCAAUUGCUGAGGCCUUAACUUUCAUGCAUCAUGAGCUUAGUGAAGAAGGGAUUGCUCAUGGUAACCUGAAAUCCUCAAACAUUUUGCUUAACAAGAACAUGGAACCAUACGUUAGUGAGUAUGGUCUAAUGGAGAUGGACACUGCACAAAAUGAAAGUUCCUUCAAAGCAGACAUUUAUGGCUUCGGUGUGAUUCUUCUGGAGCUACUCACUGGAAAGCUGCAGGUCCAGAACAAUGGGAUGGACGUGGCCAAAUGGGUACUUUCCGUGGUUCACGAAGAGUGGACCGGAGAAGUUUUCGACAAAACCCUAAUCCAAGAAGGUGCAAGUGAAGAGAGGUUGGUGAACUUGUUACAGGUAGCCAUAAAAUGCAUAAAUCGCGCCCCGGAGACCAGGCCAAGCAUAAACCAGGUUGCUCUUAUGCUCAGUACUAUAAGGGAUGAUGAAGAAAGAUCCAUAGUUUCUGAAGUUUCCAGAGCUGGAACAAACAUGUAAAACAUGCAAACAAACUUGGCAUGGUAAAUUUUCUUUUAUCACAUAAAUCUAUAUCUCAAUAUAGCUAGUCUAGAGCGAAGUAGCAAAUUAGCAAUA
Molecule: messenger RNA, 2171 nt
Organism: Cornus florida
Lineage: Eukaryota; Viridiplantae; Streptophyta; Magnoliopsida; Cornales; Cornaceae
Product: probable inactive receptor kinase At2g26730
Exons: 2
Coding region: 189-2075 (628 amino acids)
Biological process (GO): protein phosphorylation
Molecular function (GO): ATP binding; protein kinase activity; protein binding
Source: RefSeq, a predicted model, not a curated record